AUGGUCGUGUCUGCGGACCGUCGCCGGCGCUCUCAGGGCUGGAAACUUCGCGACCGGGCCAGCGGGCGCUGCCACGCACUGGGCCCGCCUCGGGGGCGGUGCCGAGCGCUCCUCCGCCCGCCCGGGGGAAGGGUUUUCCGGCAGCUGUGUAGCGCGGGGGGCCUCGGGACCUGGGGCAGUUCACCCCUGUCCCUGCGGCUCCUGGGUCCUGUCGCCAGCCCGCCUCCCUCUCUUCUCCAGGGUCUGCAACAGCUCGCGGAGGAAGAAGGGAGCGAGGCCCCAAUAGACCCCAGAACGGGCGGCGCUUUACGGCCGGCGGCGUUUGACGGCGGGGAGGCCACCGAAAAGGAGGAGGAAGCGGUGGCGGUGGCGGUGGCUGCCCGGGCGGCUGCGGCGGGCGUCGGGGUGGGCGCGGCGUGCCUGGAGGCGGCCACCCGGGCCUGGCGCGGCCUGCGGGAGCGCGGCGAGGCCGUGCCGCUGGGCCCCGGGGUGCCGGCCCUGGUGGCCAACGGCUUCCUGGCCCUGGACGCCGCCAACAACCGGCUGUGGGUGACGCCCGGGGAGCGGGAGCCCGCCGUGGCGCUGGACUUCGUGCCCUUCGUGCAACUGCACCCGCUGAACGUGCUGGCCGAGGCCAGGGAGACUGUGUUGCUGCUGCGGGAGGGCCUCCUGCGCCGGGUGCGGUGCCUGCAGCUCGGGACCCCGGGCCCCGGCUCUGCCGCUGGGGUCCCCGGGCCCGCCUCGGCCUCGGGCCUCUCCACGGGGUCAGGCCGUGACUGCGUGCUGCUGCAGGAGGACUUCCUGGCGCACCGGGGCCGAUCCCACGUCUACCUGCAGCGCAUCCAGCUCAACAAUCCCACCGAGCGAGUGGCCGCGCUGCAGACUGUGGGGCCCACCGCCGGCCCUGUCCCCAAGUCCUUCACCAGUACCCUGGAGAAGGUCGAGGAUCAUCAGUUCCUCCUCUACUCGGGUCGGUCCACACCCCUGCCAAACGGGCUGGUGCACCUGGUGGUGGUGGCUGCCAAGAAGCUAGUGAACCGGCUCCAGGUAGCUCCCAAGACACAGUUGGAUGAGACGGUGCUGUGGGUGGUGCAUGUCUCUGGCCUCAUCAACCCCCUGACACUCAAAAGCAAAGUAGCCAAGGAGCUCAAGGCGCUACAGGACUUGGCCCGGAAGGAAAUGCUGGAGCUGUUGGAGGUGCCUGCCGCUGAGCUGCUUCAGGACCAUCAGCACCUCUGGGCCCAGCUGUUCAGCCCAGGUGUGGAGAUGAAGAAGAUCACUGAUGCUCACACCCCGUCAGGCCUGACUGUGAACCUGACUCUGUACUACAUGCUCUCCUGCUCACCAACCCCACUGCUCAGCCCCUCCCUGAGCCACAGGGAGCGAGAACAGUUGGAGGCGACACUCAACUACGAAGACCACUGCUUCAGCGGCCAUGCCACCAUGCAUGCCGAGAACCUGUGGCCUGGCCAUCUGUCCUCAGUGCCGCAGAUCCUGCAGCUCUCCGACCUGUGGAAACUGACCCUCCAGAAGCGUGGCUGCAAAGGGCUGGUGAAGGUGGGAGCCCCAGGCAUCCUACAAGGCAUGGUGCUCAGCUUUGGGGGGCUGCAGUUCACAGAAAACCACCUGCAGUUCCAGGCCGACCCCGAGGUGCUGCACAACAGCUACGCGUUGCAUGGCAUCCGCUACAAGAAUGACCACAUCAACCUGGCUGUGCUGGUGGAUGCUGAGGGCAAGCCCUACCUGCAUGUGUCUGUGGAGUACCGUGGCCAUCCUGUCAAGAUCUAUGCCUGCGAGGCAGGUUGCCUCCAAGACCCUGUGGAGCUGACCUCAGAGUCUGGGGGCCACACCUUCUCCGUCAUGGUGACCAAGCCCAUCACCCCAUUGCUGUACAUCUCCACUGACCUCAUGCAUCUGCAGGACCUGCGACACACACUGCACCUUAAGGCCAUUCUGGCCCAUGAUGAGCACAUGGCCCAACAGGACCCUGGCCUGCCCUUCCUCUUCUGGUUCAGUGUGGCCUCCCUUAUCACCCUUUUCCACCUCUUUCUCUUCAAGCUCAUCUACAAUGAGUACUGUGGACCCGGAGCCAAGCCCCUCUUCAGGAGCAAGGAAGACCCCAGUGUCUGAGUGAACCGCAAGUCCUUUCUGACACCGUUUGCACAAGACACCCAUCAUUGAGCAUCCUGCCACUGCGAUAAACAAGGGAUCCUUUGGAAGCACCAACCCUUUGUGCCUUGAGGGGGGCAGUGACUCAGAAUUGCUUGUGGGUACAAGAGUUUGCACUGGAAGAAACGACUGUCAGUGGGGAAGGAGGGCCAGUGGACUUCUGUAAGCUUUCCAGUCAUUAAAGAACCCGCAGGGAAAAUACUUGAAAUUGAACUCACUCCUUCCACUUGCCCCCAUGUCUUCUAUCCCAGGAAAUAGAAUCUCUUUUGAAGACUUGUUUAGGAAAAAUUGCUCUUUUCCUAAUUUAAAGUUGCUCUUUCUUGAAUGGAUUUCUAAUUUAUUUUUGUUGAGGUUUUGCUUUUCAUCCACCUUAAGAUUAGGACUGUUGGUUUCAAUGACUGAUCCCUGCCACCAUUUUGGCACCUAGAAGCCCCCCAUGCACAGUCUGGAGGCUGGGCUUGAGCCCCAGGUGGACCCCCUGCCUGAGGAAGGCGUGGCUUCCCUGCCCUCCAGUGGUUUGCACGAUGACCCUUUCUUACCCUGAGUCUGUGGGGGUCUGUGGUUUUUUACUUCUGGACCUUGGGAGAGGAAUUUAAAUUUCUAGUGAUAGAUGGUUUUGAAAUACCAAAGCUUUUUUAAAUAAAUAUCUUUCAAACUUCCA
Messenger RNA from Nannospalax galili (Upper Galilee mountains blind mole rat), 2830 nucleotides. RefSeq names its product KIAA2013 ortholog. The coding region runs from base 1 to 2130 and encodes 709 amino acids. The record is from RefSeq and is a predicted model, not a curated record. The transcript has 5 exons. NCBI's taxonomy places the organism in Eukaryota, Metazoa, Chordata, Mammalia, Rodentia, Spalacidae.